AACAAAAUCAGUUAACCAAAAACUGAAAAUCAUUCUCUCUUGCUCCCUCUAAUUCGAGCCACCACAACAAACACCAUCAACAACCGCAACUGCCACCACCUCAACCACCAACUACCACCACUAUCACCUUCGUCCCACACCACUCAACCACCUCUGUCCCCGCCCAGAACUCAUCAGAAAACACCCCUCAAACCUCCCCUGCCCCUCGUCUCUUUCUCCCCUGCCGCACCACCGUACCGCAGCCACAACCACUCCCAGCCACCGUCCACCAUCACCACCCUGCACCCUGAUCUCCGUCGCCCAAAAACCCCCGGUGCCCCGCCCUUACCGCCGCCCAGAACAGCCCGGAAAAUACCCCCCCUCCCCUGUUUUUCCCCUGCUUCGCGCGACCACCCUUCCCCCCCCCCCUUCCUUGUUGUUCCGCCGCCGUGAGCCAACAACCACCAGAACCGGCGCACCUUCGCGCCGCCGUGCCGCCCAGGAUUCAGCCACCGCCGUCCCUUCUUCCUCCUUCCCCUCUCCUCUCUCCUUCCUUUGCGUUGCUUCCCCUGUUCCUUCGAGCCUCAGUUUCGAAAAGAAACGAGUUCCAGUGAUUGGAACUUUGUUUCUUUUAUUCCUCAAAUUGAGCCCAACCUUUUGUUUUGACCCAAUAUCCCAAAAGAUCGAACUCGGAGCUCAGGACGAACGGACCAACGAAAAGGCUUAGCAAAUUGUGGAAUUGAGGUAACGGUUAUUGCUAGUACCCGCAUUCCCUUCGAAAUGUAUUUAUGAAUGAUGUUAUGAAUGAUUGAUGUUUUAUAAUGAUGUUUUAUGAAUUGCGGGAUUACAAGUAUGAUUUGAUUGAAUUGUUUUACGAUAAUGCAGCUUUAUGCAAAGUAUUGAUUUAAUGAAUUAUUAUUCCUGAAAGAAAUGAUUUUAUGAAAUAACGAGAUUUAAUGGUUUAUUGAACCACCCUGAAUGAUUGAGAUUUUCCUGAUUAAUGUUCGAUUAAAAGAAAUGUAAACAUGAUAAAUAAAAGUGUAAGAACUGGUCAAGUUCCCCUGAUAUGGAGCCCAGGCUCCCCCUGAUAAGAAGCACUGGCUUCCCCUGAUAUGGAACCAAGGUUCCCCCUGAUAAGAAGCACUGGCUUCCCCUGAUAUGGAACCAAGGUUCCCCCUGAAAUGAAGCACUGGCUUCCCCUGUUAUGGAGCAUUGACUCCCCCUGUUAUGAAGCACUGGCUUCCCCUGUUCGUAGGAGACGUCCUACUAUGUUUUCCUGUAAAGUCAUGACGACCAGAAUAAAUACUGUUAAAAGGAAAAAGAUUAAUGAAAUGACGUUCCUGAAAUUAAUGUUCCUGAAAUGAUGUUUUUGAAAUGAUGCUUCUGAAAUAUUGAUUUAUUAAAUGUUUUACUAUAUUCUAUUCUCCCUGUUUAUUAAAUAAAAUGAAUUGAAAUGAUGUUACGAUGCUAGGGUAACUUGUUACUGAGUCUUCGGCUCACCGUUUUGUUUUCCGUUUUAGGUACUGCCGGGGACCACGGAAACGAGUAGUGGCGAGGAUUUCACUAUUACCAAGUUCACCUAAGUUAAUGUUAAGUUGUAACAAGUUUAAGUAAAGAUUCUUGAUUAAGUUUCGUACUUUUAUUAAGGAAUUGAGAAGGAUGAUUUUGUAAAUUUUGGAGUUUAAAAGCUUAUGAUUGAUAGUUGCCUUGUAAUUCCCAAGAGGGAGUUACGGCGGGUAAUGUCCCGACUGAAUUAGGUUAAUUCCGCUGCUAAUUAUGAUUAAAUAAUUGAAUUAGAGGUCGGGGUGUUACAGUUUGGUAUUCAGAGCAAAGGUUCUGGUCCAUAAGUGCUAAACCUUACGGGUUUCGCACGAAAUAGAAUUCAUUAGGCUUUAAGCAAUGAAUUUUAAGGAAUAAGUUAAAAAGAAUAUGUUAAAAUCAUGUUAAGUUAAAAUGAAAUGAGUGUGAGUGUAGGAACGGGCCGAAAAGGGAUUAUUUUCCUAUUAUGUAUGUUUUCUGAUUGAGCAUGUUAUGCAGAAUGUCGACUAUCGAGGCUGCUAACGAUAUUAACGAGGGAGCUCACAACGAUCACAACGUCCAUGUCAAUGAUGACACUAUCUACGAGGAUGUCGCCCAUGAUGAUCCCUAUGACGAUCAACCUAUCGAAGAUCACAAAGAAAGGAUGGAACGAUUAGAAACCGUUAGCACGAUGUUAGCUGAAUUAAUCAAAGAUUCUCAGAAACAGAAAUCGACGAAUGCGAACGAAAAUGCGUCAAUGUUCAAGAAGUUUUCAUCCCUGAACCCACCAUCUUAUGAUGGCAAGCCCGACCCUGUAGAAUUUGAGGAUUGGAUUAAUCGCGUAGAUCAAUUGUUUGAAACCUUGCAAUGUCCUAAGGAAUGGAGAGUCGAUUUCGCCGUGUUUUACUUAACGGGUCAAGCGAGUUUAUGGUGGAAGGUUAAUAAGGAAAGGAAGAAUGAGCCUAGAUUUGGUUGGACCGAACUGCAAAAGUUACUAAGAGAUAAGUUUUAUCCACCAUCCCUGAGGAAACAAAAGGAAGACGAGUUUUUGCACUUGCAACAAGGAACAAUGAGUGUUAUGGAAUAUGCAAACAAGUUCAUGGAAUUGUCAAGAUUUGCACCGGAGCUGGUAUCGACAGAACAAUCUAGGAUGAACCGUUUUGAGCGAGGUCUUCAUUUGAAGUACCAAGAUAGGUUGGCAACUCAAAGGUUUACUUCCUAUCAAGAUAUGGUUGAUAUUGCAGUUAAUGUUGAACGAGUUGUAUUACUUCGAGAAGAACAAAAUGUUGGUGAUAAAAGGAAGAAUGAUAAUCAAAACCAUGGAGGAGCUAAAAGGCCAAACCAAGGAAACCAUAAUCAUAGAAGGAACGAUAGUAGAGACCAAGGUUACAAUGAUAGAGCAUCUCGUAGUGUAUGGUGUGCUAAGUGUGGAAAGAGAAACCAUACUGAAAGUGAAUGUCGUGCAGGAACGAAGACGUGUUAUCGAUGUGGAGGAAAAGAUCAUUUUGUCAGGGACUGCCCUAAACCUCCUCCCACAAAUACUGGAAGAACAACCUCAACCAAUCAUGAACGAAACAACAACAAUGCUAGGGAUAAUCAUGAUCCACCACGACUACCAAUAUCUGGAAAGGCUUACAUGAUGGGAGCUGACAAGGAAGAAGAAGAUGACGCCAACGCUGAUACUAUUUCAAUUUAGUUCUUAUGUACGUUUGAACCUAAGUUUCCUGUUUUAGAUUUGAAUCAUGUUAUAGAUCUUUUGUCAAGGACAUGUUAUGAAAUGUUUAAGGAUCAUUAAUGUCCUCAAGGAAGUUUAUGAAAGAAUUAAUAAAAGCAUGAUUUUGUGGAUAUGAAUUGUUCUAAGGAACUUUUAUGUUUAUGAAUUAUUUAAGGUUGAUUUUUAGAGUACCGAAAGAGCAUGAGUUUGUGUUUAAGGAUGAAUGAUAGAGUACAAGAGGAGUGUGAGUUUGUAUUUCAUAAAAGGUGAAUCAUCACUUAAAUCAAGGUUAUUCAGGGUUCAAAGCGUUUAAGUUAUGGUUAAGGUUGAUUUUAUGGGUUAUUUUCCCCGCACCUUUCAUAAUGAUUGUUUUGUGGUUAUAAGCACCUAAGCGUAUUUUCAGAUAUGUUAAGGAAACUAAGCUAGAAUCUUAAAAAUUUAUGCAAAAAUAUUAUGUGAUCGAGACCAAACAUGAUGGAAAUAUGAAAUUGAGGCUACACAUGGAGUUCUGAGGAUUAUACCAAAGGAAGUUAUCAGGAAUUAGUCUGUCAAUAAGAUUGAUGGUGUUUUUAGUAUACCUUUCCGCAUCAUUUAUAGGGAUUGUUUUUGAAAGAAUGCUUGAUAAUCUCCAUAAAGAAAGCUAAGCAAGGAAAUGUAAGGUUUGCGAAAAUGUUAUGUGGAAAAAUAUGAUUUAUGGUGAAAGCAUGAGAUUAAGUUUUGCAUAUAAGUUUCAAGGAUCUUACCAAAAUAAGUUAUCGAGAAUUAGUCUGUCUAUGAGGUUGAUAAUAUCAAUGAAUGUUAUGAAGUUCGAAAAGAAUUAUGAAUGACUGAGGAAUGCAAUGGAGUUAAGAAAAGAAAUCGACGAAAUGACAUGUCUGUAAAACCAGGUAGUAUGAACUAAGUUUCUGGAAUCUAGAUUGUUUCUGAUAAAGGCACGUGUGAUGGCUUAGAAUUAUCCGCCAAAGCCCAAGUGUUUGUCGACUUAAAAUACUAAGGAUAUAGCGAAGUCGUAUAUUAACGAUGUAUUUCCCGUCACGUGAAUGGACUCGAACCCCCGCAACGAAGGAAGUCAACAAGUUGUGUGACGCAGAAGAAAACAUCAGAAAUCAAAAUCGAAAUGAAUCAAAUAACGGAAGUCAAUUCAACGACAAGAUUCCAGCAACAAGAGACCAAUAGAGAAUGAAAGCGAAAUAUCUCUAAUUAUUCUCCCACGAACGAUAUGAUGUGCGAAUGACUAUGUUUUCUAUGAAUGGUUAUGUUAUGGUCAACCAUGAUCGUGUGUUAGAUCAAAUGAUUAUGAAUGUUAUGCUUAAUUUGAAUUUUCAUAUGAAUUAUGUCUCUAUGAUAUGGAUUAUGUUUAUGCUGACAUGAUUGUACUGGUAAUCUAAUUGUUAUUCAUGGAUGCCGCCUCCGAUGGAAGUUCUCCUGAGCUCAUAGUACGAGAUUGAUAUAAUAAACAACUUUUACAAAUUAUUUGAGUAUUGCAAUUAAUAGAUAAAUAUUUAUUUUAAUUUUCAGAAUUAUAAGUUGCAUUAAAAGUUACUAUUUUUGGUAGGAAAUAUUUUCAAACAAGAUCUCGCAAAGUAAAAUAGGAGCCUA
Molecule: messenger RNA, 4810 nt
Organism: Spinacia oleracea (spinach)
Lineage: Eukaryota; Viridiplantae; Streptophyta; Magnoliopsida; Caryophyllales; Amaranthaceae
Exons: 2
Coding region: 2006-3193 (395 amino acids)
Molecular function (GO): nucleic acid binding; zinc ion binding
Source: RefSeq, a predicted model, not a curated record